GCCGGUAGUAACAUGGCGUGGUCAUCUCGCUGGAUGUACGAGUGAAGAACGUGCUUACGCGAUAUUCUCCAAGUAUCGCAUUUAACUCAGAAAUAAUAAAAAACGCUUGAUCAAACUGGUGAAGAAUAUAUACUCGUUUGCCUUUGUCGUGACAACGUUUCACCAAAUAUUCGAUGAAAUUUCGGUGAUACGUUUCUGACAGCGUGUUCGCAAUGGCCGAUGAAUCCGCUCCUCUGCCGAAGAGGCGCCAAUUGCGUGAGAGAACCAGAAAGCUGUAUACAGACGACUGGACUAUAGGCGACGAGGAGAUCGAAGGUCGUAGGACCUUCCAGCUUGACGAAAAAAUCGAGUGUGACAGAUAUGACUUGAGCAAGUUCAGCGGCCUUUUUUGCGAAAUGACAGGAUCAGAACUAAAUCUAGCAUAUCUACAAAAGUAUGGUCUGCAGAUACCAUUGCUGUUCAAGGAGAAAUCAGGAUUGGGUCUACGAGUGCCGAGCUCCAACUUUUCCGUCAAUGAUGUUAGAACUUGCGUUGGUUCUAAAAGAAUACUAGAUGUUAUGGAUGUUAAUACUCAGAAAAAUGAAGAUAUGACAAUGAAGGAAUGGCAGAAGUAUUAUGAGGACCCUAACAAGGAGCGCCUCUUAAAUGUGAUUUCCUUAGAGUUUAGUCAUACUAAGUUAGAAAAUUAUGUACAAUCACCUGCAAUGGUACGACAAGUUGAUUGGGUAGAUGUAGUAUGGCCAAGACAUCUGAAAGACUCUCAAGUAGAAGCUACAAAUCUCCUGGAAGACAUGAUGUAUCCAAAAGUACAGAAAUAUUGCUUAAUGUCAGUGAAAGGUUGUUAUACUGACUUUCAUGUGGAUUUUGGCGGUACGAGUGUGUGGUAUCACAUUCUGCGUGGUGGCAAAAUUUUUUGGCUAAUACCACCCACUGAAAAAAAUUUAACACUUUAUCAAGAAUGGGUGUUGAGUGGCAAACAAUCAGAUGUAUUUUUUGGUGAUAUGGUAGAUAGAUGCGGAAGAAUAAGUUUAACUGCUGGCAUGACGUUGUUCAUACCAACUGGUUGGAUACAUGCUGUGUACACUCCUCAGGAUUCUUUAGUUUUUGGAGGAAAUUUUCUCCACAGCUUUGGUAUAGAAAAACAAUUGAAAGUGGCACAAGUGGAAGAGCACACAAAAGUGCCGCAGAAAUUUCGAUAUCCAUUCUUCACUGAAAUGUUGUGGUACGUUCUCGAAAGAUAUGUACAUGUGCUUUUGGGUAGAAGUCAUUUGGAAAUAUCUGAAUCACAGCGGCAGCAUUCUAUCCCAAAGCAACAUCAACAUGUGCAUAUCACGCCAUUUGAGUUGCAUGGCUUAAAAGCGAUUGUCAUGUAUCUACAUUCACUGCCAUCUACCAAGAAGAACGUGCCGGACCUGAUACGCGAUCCGGUUGCUCUUAUUCAUGACGUUCGAUGUUUAGUGGAUCAGCACAGACAUGAUAGUCCUGAUACAGCUGUGACUGGAAAUCCUGUAUUACCUGCACCUCCACCUUUGACUAUUGUUGACAGGGAAAGAAUAAGAGUGACCAGAAAAGGUUAUGUAAAGAUGCAGAGGCAUCACUCGGAGAAAUCUGAGAGAGCAUUUCCACGCAGAAGACGCACCAGAUGUAAAAAAUGUGAGGCAUGCACCAGGCAGGAUUGUCGAGAAUGUGUGUACUGUCAAGAUAUGGUUAAAUUUGGAGGUAGUGGUCGUGCUAAACAAACGUGCCUGAUGCGCCAGUGCCUAAGACCUAUGCUGCCCUUUACAUCAUCUUGUAAAGUUUGUCAGUUGGACGGCUGGGGACAAUCACCCGGGCCGUUAUUGGGUAAAAAUCCUACAACACCAUCUGGUUUAAUAGAAUGCAUGAUAUGCUACGACAUCGUGCAUCCGAAAUGUAUAGGUUUGGAUCCCAAAGAGAUAACAGUGAAUGACGAUCUACCGAAUAGUUGGGAAUGUCCGAGUUGCUGUAAACAAGGUCGAAACUUAGAUUAUCGACCGCGUCAACCAAAGGCUCGUGCACGAAAAUUAUCAGUAUCCAGCGCUGCUUCCUCAGCACCUACCACAGAUUCCGAACGGGCUAUGACACCAAGUAAACGAAUAAGGCCGGAUCCUAAUGAGACAUGGAAUGAUUCACCUGGGGAACCAGCCGAAGGUGAGCAGAGAAUGACUCAACAACGUACCCAACUAGCUAUGCAGUUGAUCGCCUCAAGCAGUAGAUCUUUAGUAAGGCCACAUGUAGUGGUCAGACCGGCGCCUCCACCGCCUCCACCGCCUGUUCAAGAAAUAGACAGCGACGAGCCGAAUCUGGUGCAUAACAAGACGGUGAUGCUUGCAAUAUUCCGAUUUCUUAAUAUGAAGGAUCUGCUUAAUUGUGCCUUGGUUUGCCGUACCUGGGCAAGAUACUAUACAGAUCCUGUUCUAUGGAAAAAACUCGACAUGUCACAUUAUAGCCUCAAGGCCGUACAUUUUCAUGCCAUCGCUCGACGACAACCUGAAAGUCUUUCGCUGGAUUGGACUAAUAUUAGCAAAUCACAUUUAUCUUGGCUGCUGAAUAGACUACCGCAAUUGCGAACGUUAUCCCUUCAAGGCUGCGCAUGGAACGACGUUCGUGCCUUGAAAAGCUGCAGUUGUCCACCUCUAGAAACACUGGACUUGAGUUAUGUUACCUCCCUGGAUGAUGCUGCUCUCCAGGAAGUUUUAGAUUCACCGACGGACUCGAGACCGGGUCUUAUCGAUAAGACAUCACGUUUAAAACACCUAAAAAAUCUGCUUUUGGCUGGAUGCGAUCUUACAGAUCGAGGAGUGAAGUACAUAGUUCAACAUCUGUUAGAUCUCAAGUCUCUGGAUCUCUCUUCAAUCGGCAGACUUACUGACACUGGUGUGGCACAAUUAGCAUCACUACCGAAUUUGACCUCGCUGAACCUAGCAAACAGUAGGUUACUUACCGAAACGACACUAGAGCAUCUAGCAAAAUGCAAGACAUUAAAACGUUUGGACCUGCGACACACAACUCAAGUGUCAACACAAGCUAUUAUUAAAUUUGCUGCUAAGAGUGAGCACAACCUACAUGUAACGGACGUUAAGUUGGUAGAGGAAAAAAAGAUCAAAACUGAAUUCAUGGAUACAUGAAAAAAAUGCAGCAUUCACACAGAAACUGUUAUUCAGUGCAACCAGUUAUCGUCGCGUAAAGAUAUCAUUCACGAACAGUUGGAAUCAUAACAGUGCAUUGUGCGAUCAGUGAUUUAUUUAUUUUACAUGAGAGAAUCUAUAUAAGCAUCAUUACUACACGCAUCUUUACGAUGUAAUAGGAAGGACCUGACUAGCAUAGGAUCUCUAUUCGGAUAACACUCACUUUUGAUGAAACUGAAUGCAAUUUUAAUUAGAAAAAUUUCUUUUCUAUUUGCGCUUACGUUCUUUUCUUUCUAUUAAUAGUUAUCUAUA
Molecule: messenger RNA, 3458 nt
Organism: Linepithema humile (Argentine ant)
Lineage: Eukaryota; Metazoa; Arthropoda; Insecta; Hymenoptera; Formicidae
Gene: Kdm2
Product: Lysine demethylase 2
Biological process (GO): protein demethylation; regulation of transcription by RNA polymerase II
Molecular function (GO): DNA binding; protein binding; transcription coregulator activity
Source: RefSeq, a predicted model, not a curated record